AUGAAACAAAAAGCUAUCAUAAUUUAUAUGCAAGAUGUGACCACAAAACAAGCCUUUGCUGAUUGCCAGCGUACAGCUGCAUCUCACCCAAAACUGGUGAAACAUUUGACAAGAACUUACUUGAAGAGUGACUUUGAGAAUUUUCUUUCUGAAUUUACUUGUCUAUUGAAGAAAUCUCUUAUACAUGGAGAUAAGCAGCCAGCUGUGGAAAGGACAUUGAACUUUGUUGCUAAAUUUGCAACAAGUAAAAAAUCUGAAACUGAAGAAAAUGGGAAAGAAGAGAAAGCAAAAGAUGACGAGGAGGAAGAGGAAGAGCCAGAGGAAGCAGAUCCUUUCCUUGUAAAAUUGAUCCAAUUUCUACUAAAUAAUCAUGAGGCCAAUAGCCAAGCUGUGCGCUUCAGAGUUUGUCAGCUGAUCAACAAGAUCCUUAACCACAUGGGUGAGGAGGCAGUCAUAGAUGAUGAACUCUACAGCAAUAUCUAUGACACAAUGUUGCACAGAUUGCAAGACAAAAUACCAAGUGUGCGAGUCCAGGCAGUGUUGGCCUUGGCCCGUCUCCAGGAUCCACGUAACAAGGAAUGCCCUGUAAUCAAAGCAUAUCGUUACCACCUGUCAAUGGACCCAAACAGUGAUGUUCGACGGGCAGUUUUGACGAGCAUAGCCAUCACUUUCCAGACCCUCCCUGAUAUUCUAGAGCGUACUCGUGAUGUACGAGAUCUCGUUCGUCGACAGGCUUUUGAAGUGAUAUCCCGAAAGGUGCACUUGAAGUCAUUGACAAUUGCUCAGCGAGUGCGGCUCAUUGCCGAAGGACUGACUGAUCGUAGUGACGUAGUCCGAGGAGCAGUGGAGAAAAAUCUGAUCCAGUCAUGGCUGCGCAUGGUCAAUGGAAAUGUACUGGAUCUGCUUUCUUGUCUUGAUGUUGAGACUGCUGUCAAAGAAGCUGAGCUAGCUCUCCAGUCCAUGUUUCGUGAUGUCCCUUAUGCUGACCUCAUUGAAAACUUAGGUCUCAAUAAGGAAACUAGGACCUUAGAAUCAGGGGAAUUAAGGCCUGAAUCAGCACUAUACUGGCGAUGUCUCGCAGAGUAUUUGAGAAAGGAAGGUGCUGAAGAAGCUCUGGAACUAUUGCUUCCAGAAUUGACACACUUUUGCUCUUAUGUAAACAACUUUGUUAUGGUUGAAGUAAUGGAUGAUGGUGACACUCAAGAAACGCUUGUCAGAUGCAUGGAGAGGGAGUUCAUCACAACUCAGCUUGUUUCCAUUAUCAUGCUCUAUGAUUUAAGUGAUGAGGUUGGGCGUCGAACAUUGGACCAGCUUGUGAGGAGGUUGUUGGUGUCAGACAAAGUGGGUGAAACACUUGUAAAGGGACUUGUUGAAGUGUUUGGGAAAAUUACACCCUGCAACCACACAGAACCAGUGACCAGAACAGAGCAACAAGAACGGCCUUUGUCAGAUGAAGAACAACGCAAGAGAAAAACUAGAGAAGUAGAGGAAUGUGUGCGAAGUCUUGAUCUUGAGAGAGCUCAGGCACUCAAGAAGGAGCUGGAAGAGUUGGAGAAAGAAUCUUCUGUGAUUGAUCUAAAUUUCUCAACAUCAGAGGAGGUGAUACAAGAGGAACGAACAGACCCUACCACUCUCAGCAAAUGCCUGAUGAUUGUGUCUCACAUGAUAGAGAAUCCAGACAUUAUCGUCAUGAAUCCUACCUUGUAUUCCUUGCAUGAGAACCUAGUCUUGCCUUGUCUACGUUCAGAGGAUCCUGCUGUUAGAAACCAAGCAGUGCGUGCACUUGGUCUUUUGUGCUUGAUUUCAGAGGAAUUGAGCUGCCAACACUUGAUUUUAUUUAUGCAGGCUCUCAUUUUAUAUUUGCUAUUUAUGAAUAUUGUGGACUCCGGGUUUUAUGUGAAGGAGCUGGAAGACAUUGACGCUCGCUGCCACCCGCCUACCACUGCCUCGCCACACUACGCCUUAUCCCGUGCUGCCCCAGGGCAACUCUAA
Molecule: messenger RNA, 1992 nt
Organism: Penaeus vannamei (Pacific white shrimp)
Lineage: Eukaryota; Metazoa; Arthropoda; Malacostraca; Decapoda; Penaeidae
Source: RefSeq, a predicted model, not a curated record